ACGAGCGCAAGAUAUCCGUUAGAAUUCCAUAACAUUUAAAUUGUAUUGUUGCCUGUGAAAAAAGGGUUUUAACUGUUAUAUGUUAGGGAAAAAAUUUCUACAAUGGAUUUCAGAUGAUUCUCUACAAUUUGCUGAAGUAAAGGGCGAAUCUGUGAAUGGAGAAUCCUCAUUUGAAUGGUAAUAUUGUGGAUGUAUAAAGUGCAAUCCUAUAGGACCAGUGAGAAAGGACAGAAUGCUGUGAAUUCAAAAUGGAUCGAACAAGUUGAAAUUUUUUCUACCUUCUUCUAAGGGAUAUAAACAAUGAAUGUGAAAAGUUGUUUAUGUCUUCUCUCCUUGUAGUUUCCUGUAUGGAUCCUGUACCUAAAUUUUACUUCACAACAAUGGUUUCCUGACUGUUAUAAGGAGAUUCAAAGUUUAUGUACUUCACAUUAUUUUGCGUCAAUAUUUCAAAAUUUUUGAAAAAAAUCAAUUUAUCAACAACAAUGCUUUGUGAAAGAACAAGUUCAUUGACACAAGCCACGUGUGGCAAUAUUGAAUGGAACCAUUCAUCGAAAACAUCAAGUAGAAGGAGAACUUGGUCGUUUCACAACAGUACUUCCUCAAACACAUUUCAUUCAAAUAAGGAGAUGAAUCAAAAGAAUAACGAAGGUGUAAUUUCCCAGAGGACAUCUUGUCUUUCAUGGAGGAGAAGUUGCGUGCUUAGGUUAUACAACCCAGCCAUCUCAUUAUUUGUACUCUUACUCAUUUCAGGACUUGACAUUAGUACCACCACAGCGGAGAAAUAUAUUGACAUUGAUGCCUACAUCAGAUACAACUCUGUCUCAGACGCCAGCCUUAACCAACUGAGGGGUGCUGAGCAGGUGCUAGAGUUCAGCUUCCGGUACUGCCAUGAUCCAGGGAUGCUGAUCUACCAGGAGGGGGGUAACACCGAAGCAGAGAGGGGUCUUUUCUUUGCCCUAGGGGUUAAUAAUCAGAGGCUUUAUCUAGAAUGGAAGGUGGAAGCAGAUUCACUGGUAGAGCUGUAUAUCGGAGACGGUACAUUAGAACCCAACGUGACAUAUAGCGUGGCCAUCUUUAAUCUUGGAAGUGCGUUCACCGGAACGACCUUUGCCACCAUUAACAACAUUGCUGCUCCGGUCAAUUACUUGACCCCUGAAUCCCAGAGUGCACUGGACAUGACCCGAAUACUGGGGGUCUUGUACAUUGGGGGCUACAGUGAUAUCACUGAGUUGAGGGUGAAUACUGAGAGACUAAAUGGCUACCUGGUGACCUGUAUCGGCUACGUCAAGACCAGUUCCAACCUCCUGGACCUGGACACCGCCUCCAGUCUGGUCGGUAUCAAGGAGGGGUGUCCGGGGGACUUCUGCGCCCCUCCCACCGUCAUCACCCUCCAGACCAGCUCCUCGUACCUUGCUGUGGACCAGGAUCUGACGCCGGGGACCCACACGGUCCUGACGCUGAGGUUUAGAACAAGAGUUUCUACUGGAAUGAUCUUCUACUUUGGAGGCCCGGCGUAUUUGACCUUGUACAUGAAAGAUGGUAGACUCGUCCUGGGUUUGAAUACAAGGGGAACUGGUGAAGGGGCCUUUAACACGACAACGGUUUCUGGUUUUGAUAAUGGAGAGUGGCACUAUGUGAGGAUAAGAAGAGAUGGAGCUGUAGCAUCUCUGGAGGACGAUACAGGAGCAAAGCUAGCCAGAGUCACUUAUUCUGGUUUAGCCCAGACCCUGAAUGCUGGAGAGCUCUUCAUUGGUGGUGUCAGGGAUACUAACACCAUCACCCAACCCUUCCCAGAAACCAAUCUUCCGUCAUUGAGGGCGUGCUUUGAAGAGCUUCGUUUCGUCACCUACAGCAUCUCCUCGGAACCCCCAGAGUUGAUCGAUUUUGAUACUCAGUUCACAUCAGAAAGGAAUGUCUCCCACGGUGGGUGCUACCCCUCCCAGCUGUGUGAGCCGACCUGCCCUGCCCCCUCCCAGACGUGUGACUUUGACUGCAGCUGUGCCUCUGGGUUCCGUCAGGUCUCCAGCGCCCCUCUCUCAUGUGAAAACAUCAAUGACUGUUUACCAGAUCCUUGUCUUAAUGGUGCAACCUGUAUGGAUGGUAUACAGGAUUAUACAUGUCAAUGUACAUUGGAAUUCAAUAAGGGAAAGAACUGUUCCAUCCCAAACUUCUGCAUCCCUGACCAGUGCCAGAAUGGAGCCACUUGCAAUGACAACAUAGAGGGAUUCAACUGCACAUGCCCACCAGGAUUUGAAGGUCAACUAUGCGAGACUGAAAUCGAUGAGUGUCUGAGUGACCCCUGUCGUAAUGGCGCCAUGUGUGUCGACCUUGUUGCUAGUUUUGACUGCAACUGCCUUCCAGGUUACACUGGAGUUCAAUGUGAGCUUGAGAUAGAUGAAUGUGCCUCUGAUCCUUGCUUUAAUGGAGCGACUUGCAAUGAUUACCUCAACUACUGGAACUGUACAUGCGCACCAGGAUGGGAAGGGAGACGAUGCGGCAGGAACAUCGAUGAGUGCGUCUCUGAUCCUUGCCUCAACGAGGCAACAUGUGAGGAUCUAGUCAACGCGUAUGUCUGUGACUGCGCACCAGGUUGGGAGGGCAUUCACUGUGAGGGAGACAUCGAUGAGUGCUCUUUUGGCUUCUGCCAGAAUGGAGCGACCUGCUUCCAUGGCAUCAACUCCUACACCUGUACGUGCCCCGAUGGAUGGCAGGGAAAGAACUGCUCAGUAGAGGUGGAUGAAUGCGCCUCUCAACCCUGUCUGAAUGGAGCAACCUGUGAGGAUGCUUUCCUCAGAUAUACCUGCUAUUGCGCCGCUGGGUUUACUGGAGUGCACUGUCAAGUGGAUAUUAAUGAAUGUGCCUCUGAUCCUUGCCUGAACGCUGGAACCUGCAUCGAUGAGGUCAAUGGCUACCGCUGCGAAUGCCUACCUAUCUGGUCAGGGAUCAACUGCCAGGUGGAACGUGAUGAAUGUGAAUCAAAUCCUUGCAGGAAUGGAGCGACUUGCAAUGAUCUCGUUGGCUUUUACACCUGCGACUGCGCUCCUGGUUUUGAAGGCGUGAACUGUGAAGGGAAUGUGGACGAGUGCGCCAGUUCUCCUUGUCGGAAUGGCGCUAUUUGCUUGGAUAGUGCCAACCGCUUCUCCUGCCGAUGUGCACCCGGGUUUAUGGGAGUUCUCUGCGAGGUGGAGAUCAACGAGUGCCUGUCUGGGCCAUGUGUCAAUGGUGCCACCUGCCAUGACCUUGUCAACAUGUUUGUCUGCGAUUGUCCUUUGGGAUACGCUGGGAUCUUCUGCUCUCAAGACAAAGAUGAAUGUGCCUCACAACCUUGCCUUAAUGGAGCAACCUGUAUUGACUUCUUCAACCGCUAUGAGUGUGAGUGUGCACCAGGUUUCGAAGGAACAUUCUGCGAGACGGACAUAGACGAAUGCAUUGUUAACAACCAGUGCCAAAAUGGUGCAACGUGUGUUGAUGGUAUCAACAGCCAUACCUGCGUUUGUGGACAGGGAUUUGAAGGCACCUUUUGUGAACAAGAUAUCAAUGAGUGUCUUUCAUCCCCUUGUGCCUUUGGAGGGCAGUGUAAUGACCUUCCUGGAGCAUUCUCCUGUGACUGUCCUCCAAAUUUUACGGGAGUGCAAUGUGAAAUGGAUGUGAAUGAGUGCCUUCUACACAAUGGAGGAUGCCACCCUACACAAACCAGAGUGUGUAACAACACCUUUGGAGGAUUUCAAUGCUUGUGCAGUCCAGGUUUUGAAGGAGAAAUCUGUGACAUUGACAUCAACGAGUGUGCCAGCAACCCCUGCCUCUUUGGAGGGGCCUGUGUGGAUGGUCCUAAUUCCUAUUCCUGCCGAUGUGGAUCAGACUUCAUCGGAAGCCAGUGCCAGGCCUUGGUCAGGCAGUGUAACUUCAAUCCUUGUGGAUUCAAUUCUGUCUGUGUGGAAACUCCCUCGGGGGGUUAUACAUGUUAUUGUCAGCCAGGAUACCACGGCACAGACUGUAUGAUGGAGAUCAAUGAAUGUAACUCGGACCCCUGUAUGAAUGGCGCCCUCUGUACAGAUCAAGUCAACGGCUACAAUUGUUCAUGUACUCCAGGUUAUGAGGGUAUAAACUGCCAAAUUGACACCCCAGAAUGUGCCAGCUUUCCUUGCCAGAACGGGGGCUACUGUACAGAGCCCUCAGUCAAUGCCUAUGAUUGCCAGUGUAUACCAGGAUUUGAGGGAAUAAACUGCGAGAUCAACAUAGACGAGUGCUCCCUCUUUAAUCCAUGCCAGCAUUACCAGAUCUGUGUGGAUGGGAUCAACAGCUUCCGAUGCCAGUGUCCCAAUGGAUUUGAAGGCCCUUUGUGUGAGUUCACCAUCAAUUCUUGCUUCAGCAAUCCUUGUGUCAAUGGAGCAACCUGUGUGGAUGGUAUAUACCGCUACGACUGUGUCUGCCCUUACGGUUACACUGGAGUCAAUUGUCAAAUUGACACCGAUGUGUGCGACCCGCAGCCUUGCUUCCAUGGUGGUACGUGUGUCAGGUUUCCGAGCAACGGAUUGGACUUCACAUGUCAGUGUAAGGCAGGAUUUACAGGUCCUCGAUGUGAGGGAGACAUUUACGAUUGUCUGUCGGACCCCUGCCAGAAUAAUGGAACAUGCGUAGAGAACACCAAUGGGAUAUCGGGGUUCACGUGUGAAUGCCAACCAGGAUACGUGGGUCAUUUCUGUCAGGAGAUCUUUGUUCCGUGUUCAUCAGACCCAUGUAUGAACGGUGCCACAUGUCAAAAUACAACUAGAGGCUUUGAAUGCAUUUGUCAGUCUGGCUGGACCGGCAUGGUGUGUUCAGACGAUGUGAACGAAUGCAUCACAUCCCCUUGUGAGAACACAGGCGUCUGUAACAACAUGAGAGGGUCCUACCAGUGCAUCUGCGGCCCGUACUGGAGCGGGGUCCACUGCCAGAAUGAUGUCUUAGAGUGUUCCACCAUCCCUCCCAUCUGCCAGAAUGGGGGCUUAUGCAAGGAGCAGCCAGGGGCGGGCCCGGUGUGCGAGUGCAUAGUAGGCUUUGAGGGUCCUACCUGCGAUAUGGAAGUAGAUGAAUGCACGUCGGGGCCGUGUGUGAAUGGCGCUACCUGUCAUGACUUGGUGGGGAGCUUUUUCUGUGAAUGUGUCCCAGGUUAUGAAGGAUCCUUAUGCCAGAUUGACAUUAAUGAAUGUGAGAGUUCUCCAUGUCAGAACAAUGCAACUUGUAUUGACCUUGUCAAUAGCUAUGUGUGUACCUGCAUCGAUGGUUUCAAUGGCACAAACUGUGGAUCUGAGUUGGAUGAAUGCUCCUCCAAUCCCUGCAGUAAUGGAGGAACUUGUAUCAAUAUGAUCAAUGGAUAUACUUGUGAUUGCGCUCCAGGUUUUCAAGGUAUCCACUGUAUGGUCGAGAUUGAUGAGUGUGCUUCAAAUCCUUGUCUGAAUGGAGCAACCUGCAUGGAUCUCAUCAAUGGAUAUAACUGCGCCUGCUCAGCUGGCUAUCAAGGGUUGAUCUGUGAUCAGGAGAUUGAUGAGUGCUCAUCGAAUCCUUGCAUGUUUGGAGUUUGCCAUGAUUUCUUGGACUUCUAUAACUGUACAUGUGACCCUGGUUAUGAAGGAUUGCACUGUGAGCUAGACAUUGAGGAGUGUGCUUCAAAUCCCUGCAGCAAUGGAGCCACUUGCCUGGAACCACAGAUUAACAUGUACCAAUGCAGCUGUGCACCGGGUACCUUAGGUCCCCUCUGUGGUACCGUCAGUCAGGCCAGCUUUACUGGGUCAGGCUACAUCCAGCUACCACCCCUGGCCCAGCUGGCCCUGGAAGGCACCAGUAGUGGUAAUGUCGGUAGGCGCCGCCGUGCUGUGGAUAGGGUCACCAUUGAGUUCAGCUUUGUGACCACUUUGCCAGAAGGUGUUUUCCUCUACAAUGAAGGGUUGCAGUCCAAUGGCUACAUUGACCACCUUGUCCUUGAGCUGUAUCAAGGUUCAUUAGUGGCUUCCAUGAAUAUCGGCAGUGAGUCCGUUACCACAACUGCCAGUGGGAAUCUCAACGAUGGCACUCCUCACAAGGCAGUACUCACCCUCGACGGGACAACACUCUCGGUCACAGUCGAUGAGAGUAGUUGCCAAGAGGAACCAUGUUCAGUCAGCAUACAACCGACUGUAGCAGGAGGCCCUCUAGAGUUGAACGAGGCUUUGAACGUUGGUGGCAUUGGACCAGAAGCAUCCCCAUACAUUUUAUCAAAGUUGAAGUCUGUGGAGAGCUUCAUUGGCUGUAUACAGGAUUUCAAAGUGAAUAACCAGCUCCAGAGUUUGUCCCAAGCUGCUCCCACCAACCUUUCACCUAACUCUAAAGCUACCUCUGGACCGACCCCUGGCUGUGUCAUCUCCACCCCUUGCCAGACCUCACCUUGCCAAAACGGAGGCACUUGCAUUGACUUCUGGUUGUCCUACAAGUGUUCCUGCCCUCUUGGCUUCGAGGGCACCUACUGCGAGAUCCAGACCCUGGCCAGCUUCCAGUCCGAUCAGUUCCUGCACUUUGGAGCAGAUGCUGCAGGCUUGGCUGCCGAAGCGGCUGUGGAUACUAUCAAGUUUUCCUUCACAGCAGGUAGCCCCGACCAAGGCCUCAUCAUGUACAUGCCAUCUGGUCUGACCAUCUCCCAGGCUGGGAAUACCUCAUUAAUCAUUCGGUUUUUAAGGCUUGGUGGAGUCUUGUCCAGUGAGAUCCCUGUUCCAGUCAGUAACGGUAGAUGGUAUACAGUAGAACUCAGCAUCGUUGAACAGCUUCAACUUGUGAUAAAAGUGACUGAUAUUGAGUCUGGAGUGAUCCAGCAAGGUACAAUAUUAGCACCGCCCUCUAUUGACCUUGCAAUGCCAGUCCUCUUUGGUAAGCUACAUCCUGGAGGUGUCUUUGUGCCACUGUCCACUGAUCUGCCAACAACAUCAAGUUUCACAGGAUGUAUCCGAGAUCUAUUUAUCAAUAGCAGAGGGGUGGAGCUUCAGGAGGCCACACCGUAUGGAUCACGGAGUGACCCCCCUCAAGCCUCCCCAGGGUGCCCUAGGGAGGGGCAAUGCUUCCCCUCCCCCUGCCAGAAUUCAGGGACAUGCCAACCCAGCUGGGAGUGGUACUCCUGCGACUGUACACCAGACUUCUUGGAACCAAACUGCGCUGAAGCCUCAGCAUCCACCUACAAUGGGCUAUCAAGCUACACUCGGAUGGUAUUAGACUCUGGAAUCAUCCCCUUUGGGGAUAGCUUCUCCAUAGAGUUCCGCACCAGGGACCGGUCCGGGAUCAUCUUACUGAUGCGGUUCUUCCAUCUCAGCGAUGGUCAGGUAGAUGACAUGGUUCUUCUCCUCGUUGAUGGUGACCUCCAGCUGCAAACAUACUUUGAAGCAGACCUGAAGACACUCAUUAUAUCCGACGACGUCACCAAUGCAGAGUGGCAGACUGUAUCAUUCGAUAGACACCAGUCCUACAUAACGGUACACCAUGGGGCGAAGAAUUACACCCAUGUAGGGAACUUCCCGAUCCAUAGUGAGACCAGGAACCCCAUCAUUGCUAUGCUCUUAGGAGGGACAAACACACCAGGUUCCCCACCAGACAUGUUCUUCCAGGGCUGUAUCCGCAACCCUACGGUCAGUGGUCAAAGACUUCACUACCUCUCGGACCAGACUAACCCCCAACCAGGCUUGACGGUCAACCGUCUCAGUGUUCAGAGUGGCUGCAACUCACUGGACGUCUGUAAUCCAGAUCCUUGUCCAUCAACGGCUUACUGCAUUGACCUGUGGAAUGACUAUCGGUGUGAUUGCAGAGAUGGAUGGGAGGGAGCUGGCUGUGGCACAAGCAUAGACGACUGCAUUGGUAACCAAUGUCAGAGAGGUUCAACCUGUGUUGAUGGUCACAUGAACUAUACUUGUAUCUGUCCAGCUGGCCUGACCGACUCUCGAUGUAAUACUGAGAUCAAUGUUUGUGAAAACAACCCCUGUAAUGCUGACACUACAGUGAUCUGUACCCUUGUCUUUCCAUUAGACUUCAUGUGCACCUGUCAACCGGGUUUCACGGGAAAGACCUGUCUGACAGAUGAAAGGAUCUGUACUCAGAAUCCCUGUGUGAACAGUGGGGUUUGCGCUCAAAAUUACGAAAACACAGAGUAUAACUGUACAUGUCCAGAUUUCUAUGAAGGAACGGACUGCGAGAUCUUCAACCCUUGUUUCCGUCAUGAAUGUGUUAAUGGUGCUGUAUGCAUCAGGAAUGAAUCGUACUACCUGUGCAACUGUCGAGGCGGAUAUUACGGGAACUUCUGCCAGUUGACUGAUGGUUGUUUUGCAGACCCAUGCCAGAACGGAGGGACGUGUCUUCGAGAUGGCAAUAGCUACACCUGCCAGUGCAACCGAUACUACAGAGGACGCAACUGCGAAGAGCCUAUCAACCAGUGUGACGUCAAUCCAUGUGCCAAUGGAGGCUCUUGUUUCCACGAUCUGCAGAUGCCAGAGGUGAAUUUCACCUGCGUGUGCCUUGCAGGGUACACGGGUGACCUUUGUCAGUUUGACAUUGCAGAGUGUGAGUCCAACCCUUGCAAGAAUGGAGGAACCUGCAUGGAGAGUUUGACACCAGGACAACAUUUCUUUGUAGGUUACUUCUGCCAGUGUGUACCUGGUUACACUGGAACCCACUGUGGACAGGACAUAGACGAGUGCAGCAGCUCACCUUGCAUCAAUGAGGGAACUUGCAUUGAUUUGGUAAAUCAGUACCAGUGCCAGUGUCCAGUGCAUUUUGGCGGGACAAAUUGCCAGCUUGAUCAGAGGACGUGUGGGUUAGGUUUAUGCCAGAAUAAUGCAACAUGCACAGACUUUCUGAAUAAUGGCUUUGAGUGCAAUUGUCCACUGGGUUAUGGGGGAACCCUUUGUGACAUGAUCAUAAAUACGUGCGCAAACAACCCUUGCCUGUAUGGCGGAAGUUGCAGUUUUGUUGGACCAUGUGACUGCACCACAGCACCCAUGGGAUUGACGGAGUGUGGACAGAAUGAAAACUGCCUGCGCAACCUGUGCUCCCAGGCACAGGACUGCAGCGUGAAUGCUGAUGCCUUCGUAUGUGACUGCACAGACACUGGCUACGAGGGUCGUCUCUGCGAAGAGGAUGUCAAUGAGUGCCUGUCACCGGGAGUUUGUCUCAAUGAAGGUCAAUGCAUCAACGAAAAUGGAACGUUCUCCUGCAACUGCUCUGGAACGGGAUUCAGCGGAGACUUCUGCACCAGAAACAUAAAUGAAUGCGAGUCACAACCCUGUCUCAAUGGUGCUACCUGUAUAGACAAUAGACCAUUCUUUGAAUGCAAGUGUGCUUCUGGGUACGAAGGGCCACUUUGUGGAAUCGAUUCGGAUGAAUGCGCCAGUCAGCCAUGCCAGAAUGGCGGGAAGUGUGAAGAUCGAGUGAACGGCUACAGCUGCGACUGUGUUAAUACAGGCUAUGAAGGAUCUCAGUGCAUAGUGGAUGUCAAUGAAUGUGAUAUUGGACAAGCUGAAUGUGAGAACGGAGCUACCUGCAGAAACAUUGAAGGGUCAUAUGAGUGCAGAUGCUCAGAGCAAUUCACAGGUACACGGUGUGAGACUGCAUUGGCAGCUGUGGCAUCCAACCAGAUCGUAAUCAUUGUCCCGCUUGUCAUCGUUCUGGUCCUUCUGGUUGUUCUCAUCAUUUGUGGAUGGUGGUACCUGAGACAAUCCAGGAAAAUGAAAGGCAAAUACAACCCAGCUAAGGAAGAGUUAGAUGGAGGCAUGCCAUUGGCUGCUUUUGAACUGGAGACAGAUGAGAGGCUUAUAUGAGGGUUUCUGAUUGAUGGAUUUAGGAAGAUGUGUGCCAAACCAAGAAGGAAAGAGUUGGAGGCAUGUCAUUGGCUACUUUUGACUUGAAACUGAUGUGAGGAUUAUAUGAGGCAUUCAGAUUAGUGGAUUUAGGAAGAUGUCUGGAGAUUGAUGAGAGGCUUAUGUGUGAAGGUCUGUGAUUGGUGGAUUUAGGAAGAUAUGGGCAAAGUCAAGAUAUAAUUAGAUGGAGGCAUGCCAUGGGCUGCAUUUGCAUUGGAGUUAGAUGAGAGGCUUAUAUGAGGGAUUCUGAUUUGUGGAUAUAGGAAGAUGUGGGCCAAGCCAAGUAAGAAUUAGUGGAGGCAUGUUGUCAGUUGUUCUUUAAAUGGAAACUGAUGAGAGAGUGGUGUUAAGGGAUUCUGAUUGGUGGAUUUGGGAAGAUGUGGUCCUAGCCAGAAAAAAAAGAGGUAGAUGUAGGCAUGCUAUUGGCUGAUUUUCAACUGAACACAGAUAAAAAGCUAUGUAUGGGUUCAUCAUCAUGAUAAUUGAUUUAAGAUAACGUUUCAUGAAACACUUCAGUACUAAGUUGUCAUUCUCUGACAGUUUACCAGUGCAUCUCAGCCAAAUAAUACCAAGACUUUCACAUAAUUUAUUUAGAGCUGACAACUUAAUAUGAAACACCCUAGGUCAACAAGCCAGUAGAAUUAAUACCAGUGUAAAUCCAGCUGCAUUGAAGAACAGUUUGUAACUUUUUUAAAGAAUACUCCUCUUUAGCAUGUUCUGUUGGUAAAACAAAAGCAUGACAUUGGCUACAUUGGAUCUAGAGAUAAUGUCAGUUUUAUAUGAAAUGAUGUUCCACUGGCUGGUAAAGAAAUACCAUGACUAGAACAGCUUGAUGGAGAGUGAUAGAGGUUAUGAAAUUUAAAUGUAUUUAACAGAAUGGGGACCUAAUAGGCUAUAUCUAAGCAACAGAAUGAAAUUACACAUUGUUUUUGUACCUAAAGAUACGAAAGUGCUAGUACAGUAUUAAGUUAGAUUUUAGGAACUACUGACUGGAUAAAUAUGUGGACCAAAGGGAUAGUUAAUCCUUCAUGAAAUUGAAUAAGUUAAAAAGAAUGGAUUGAAUUCAUGAUUGUUCACAUUUCCCAUUUAUACACCUAUUCACCAAAAUGUUAAAACUCAAAGUGAAAAUCAUUACGAAUACAAUAUAUUGCAGUUGCAGCAACCAAAAUUUUUCAAAAAACGAUUCUAAUUUUAUUUCAAUAAUUCAUCAAGGUCUAUUUGGUUUGAAGUUCCCCUUUAAGUUCAAGGUGUUACUAACUACCAUAUACAUGUAUCACAGUAAAGUAUGUUACUUUCUAAUUUAUACCAGGUGCUUGUUAUUUUAUAUUUUAUCUGACGUUGUAUUUCGCAUUAGAAAUAUUUUGAUGUGUGUUCAUCAAUGGAAAUAUUCUAUAAAGGCCAUAUCAACAAUCAAUGUCAAGUUUAUAAUAGUAAAGCUGAAUAAAAGUGCUUUUUUUAUCAUUCACUGUGACUUUGAAGGCAGAAGUUAUUUACAUGCACUUCUUUAAAAUAGUAUUUCAUCUGAAUGCAUUCAUAUAUAUAGUAUUUUUACAGAUAUUUUAGUAAAGCUUUUUAAUAUUUUCAGGUUCCCCAACCGUUUAAAGAUGAUGUCUUUCUUAAGUUCUUUUGAAUUCACCUUGACAAAUUUUUGUAAAAACCAUGCAAUACACUUUCUACUCAAAAUUUAUUAAAAUCCUAUUCUAUUUUUAUUUAUCAAAGACUUAACAUUUUUUACUUAACCUCCUUAUAUAUUUGUAAUGGAUUUAAAACAUGAAUGAAAUUUGUACUUUGAAGCUGCAAAUUUAUUUAGUUUUUGUUCCCUGUUGUCUUCAUGUCAAAAUCAUUUCUACUUAUUAUGCAUAAAGGACUUCAUCAUUAUUUGGCCAAAUUCAUUUCCAAUAUAUUUUGGUGUUGCUUUUAUAGCCAUGUCCCUUUCAUACAGAUAGUGGUCAACAUUUCUACUUGUAUAGUGCAAGGGUACAAAAUACAGAUAUUAAAAUCAAAUGCCUAUUUUUUUUUUUUUUUAUUCUGAAGAUGAAUUUAUUUUAUUCAAAAGAAAAUAUGAUGGUAACAGCUUUUUUUUUUUCUUUUCUUUUAAUCCCAAGUCCAAACAGAACACAGAGCGCUUAGAAACACCAGUAGUAAGCGCCUUAUAAAUGUUAUGUAUUAUUAUUAUUAUUAACAGCUCCAAAAAUCUUUAGCAUGGGACUGUUACACUGUCAUGAGAAUGUUUGUGUUGUGAGGAAUUUUAUUACAAUAUCACUCCAGGCUGCUAUGACAUUUGAAACAAAAGUAGUAACACAAAUUUAUGGCUCAGUUUUAUUGUCUGCAGAGGUUUGUAUUUUCACAUUUUUUGUGAAUAUAAAUAUUUCUUCCAGUUCCACUUCCCAAAUGUGCAAUUGCCUUAAUGCUUUUUUUUUUCAUUUUUUAUAUGGACAAGUUCACCUUGACAAUAGAGCAAUAUCAAGAGCUACAAGUAUUUUCUAUAUGCAUAUUUUUGUGUGAGGAUGAUUUUUAAUUCAAAAUUCAUGUGCAUGAGUACGAAAUCCGAAUCAUGACUUGAAAUUGAGCAAAAAUUGUUUAUUUUGAUGUUAGCUCUUGAAUGAGGCUGAAAAAUAUAUUAUAACAUGGGUAUUUGUGUGUGUUUUACAGGAUUUUCAUUCAGGAUAUUGUUUCAAUCUGUGAAAUGAUUUGAAUCUGAAAUAUUAUUCAUGCUGAGAUUAUAGUUAUAGAAGAAUCAUGGUACAAUUUUGAAGGCUCUGCAUAAAAAAAUGUUGGACCAAAUGCACAUUGCUUGUUACUAAAUGACCAAAAUUGACUAAUUUUAGUAUUCAUUAGGAAGUAUUCAAAGAUGUGUUACUGUUUAUUAAUAUUCACCAUGGCUGUUCAAGAUUAAGGUACAUAUUGAAAUUACAUGUAGUAUGAGGCUUUGGUUAUUUUGGCUUGUUACAUAAUCAUUAAUGGCUCAACAAUAUUCAACAAUACAUUUGGUUUUUAGUUUUAUCAUUAGAGGCUCAAUAUCUUUUUUGUGUGUCUGUUUUUUAUGUUUUUUGUUAUGGCUGUAUUGUUGAUGUAAUGAAUAUAAUGUUUGGUAAUUAUCAAAUGUACGUGUGCUGCCCAUCUAUUGUCUAGUCUAUGAAUAUCAAUCCAUGUUUAUACUGCUUUUCAAACUUAUGCAUUUCAUUGUGUGAUGUGAGCUUAUUACAACUCUGAUAUUGUGAGUAUAUAAUGAUAUAUUUGUGUAUGAUUAAAUUAUUUGUAUAUAUUAUAAACUACAUGUAUUUACUUAUAUAGGUAUUUUGAUACCAGUACAAAAAAAAUGCAACAAAAUUUACAUCAUGUCUUUGUGGGAGGAGUCCAUCCUUCAGUGAUUGUUAUUGGAAUGUUGAAAUAUUAGGGGAAAAGAGACAAAUUACUUAUUUUGUAAUUUACAAAUAUGUAUCUGAAAACUCUUUAUGGCAGGCCAUUGAGACUUAUUUACUAUUUUGGGUGGUAACAUCAUAAUCAACCCCUGUUUUGACUUUAGAUUAUAUAAGAAUUUGUCAACACUUCUCUAAUGCUAAAUUUCAUCAUAUUUAUAUUAUUUCAUAAAAAAAUACAUAAUGUAACAAUUAAUGGAAUUCAUUCUACACCCAUAGAUCCCUUUUUCUUUUGAUCAAAUUCAUUUUGGGUCAGCUGCAGACUGUAAUGAUUUAUGCUAGGUGAAUGACUUGCUGCCAACUGGUGUCUGGCACUCCAUAAAACUUUGGUCCGAAUUCUCUUUUCACAUGUAUAGAUUUUAUCAUGUUAUAUAUUGUGCCUCAUACUUGUAAACAUGGACUUUACAGCGACCACUGUUUUUCAUGCAUGGUUGUUACGGUAUGAAGUAUUUCUGAAUGUCAAAAACUACAAUUUUUUUAAUAGAAUUAGGGUUAACUUAUACCUUGGUCACAUUUGUUCUACGGCGGCCGUACGGCGAGUCGAAAACAGUUGUUUUAUUCAUUUUUAUUCAAAUCACCUAUAUGUAGCUGGUACAAAAAAAAAUUAAAACGGCUGUUUUCGACUCGCCGUACGCAGCAUCAAAUACAUUUCAUUUCAAUUUAAUCUAAAUUAUUAAUUAUUCUGUUUAUGUGUACUUGAAAUUAUUUUAAUAUGUGAGUAAUGAAAUAUAAAUCGAAUACAGUAAAAUUUAAUUACCUUGCCUUUAAUGUGUAAAUGUCAGACCACUAGGUUCUUGUAUUGUAAAGCAUUGUGAUAAUAAGAAAUGCACAAUUUCUAUAUCAAGUUUACUAUCAACCAUUCAAAGUGAAUAAUUUCAGUAGCUUUGAAUUUUUAAUUCCAAUUUUUUUUUUACAAGUUUUAUGAAAAGGCCUGAGAUUGUAUAGCAAGUAGCCAUAUUUAUUCAGUUUAUUCCUGUGUAAUAUCAUGAAAGUAAAUGUACUCUUGAUGACUUCCUGUGUGCAAGAAAUGGAGAUUGUUGUAAAUUCCAUGUUUUUGUAUGUCGUAAAUGAAUUGUAAUGAAAAUAACUUGUAUAUUGCUCAUUUUUACAAGGAUGUAAAUAUAUGUCUAUCUAUAAACCGCACAAAAUGAA
Molecule: messenger RNA, 14416 nt
Organism: Lytechinus pictus (painted urchin)
Lineage: Eukaryota; Metazoa; Echinodermata; Echinoidea; Temnopleuroida; Toxopneustidae
Product: protein eyes shut homolog
Exons: 33
Coding region: 417-9806 (3129 amino acids)
Biological process (GO): Notch signaling pathway
Molecular function (GO): Notch binding; calcium ion binding
Source: RefSeq, a predicted model, not a curated record